CAGCUUAAUUACGUAAGGACGUACCCCUUCAGCACGUUGUGGCGUGAUUCGCACUCCGGUUGUGAAUGCAAAAAUGUGGUUCUUAAAUCUCUUUGCUCACUAAACUUGCAAGGAGGCCAGCCAGUUCAGCAGUGUUGCGUUGUCAUUUUCUCGCUGUACUUCUUUGCGAGUAGUUACAGGUUCUUCGAGGACUCCUCGCUUGAUUCUGUAUCUUUGGACCUCAUCAUGGACAAUGAGAACAAGACUCACUUCCCAUUCUCUUUCGGGAGGAUAGGAAGCGCAGAUGCUUCAGGAGCAAUUACCAGCAACCCAAAUCUGGCUCCUCUUUCCCCAUACUUGAAUGUGGAUCCAACCUACAUUGGAAGGGGGCAGCCAGAAUUCAUCUUUCCUGAGGGAGCCAGCCAUAGAAGAGGACGUUUUGAACUAGCCUUUAGUCAGAUUGGUGGAUCAGUGAUGGUUGGAGCCAGUCUAGGUGGUGUGAAUGGUCUUUACAAGGGGUUCAGGGAUACUUCACUUGCAGGACACCAAGGCAGUGUGAGAAGGACUCAGUGAGGACCAUUUUAUUUAAUUGACCACUUUACUUUUGACAUGAAUAUAAAUAAUGUUUUUUAUGCCCCUAGAAUCUUGAAUUAUGUAAUGAAGAGAGGUUCUGCCACAGCCAACACCCUGGGUGUUGUUGCUGUUAUGUAUAGCAGUUUUGGAGUUCUGCUUUCUUGGCUGAGGGGAGUAGAUGAUGAACUGAACACUAUCACAUCAGGAACUGUGACAGGACUCCUGUAUAAGUCAUCUGUCACCUUAGACAUGGUCUUCCCAGAAGUUUCAUGA
This is a messenger RNA of Darwinula stevensoni, 825 nucleotides long. The record is from the annotation of a GenBank genome assembly. Lineage: Eukaryota; Metazoa; Arthropoda; Ostracoda; Podocopida; Darwinulidae.